UCGUGUCUCCUGUCGGUGCUGCUGCUGGAGCCAACAUGCAGCUGCAGAGGUCUCCGGUCCCCCUGCUGCUGCUGAAGCUGCUGCUGAUGAGGGUGAGGAUCGGGCUCUGCAGCGGCACAAGUUUCCCAAGUAACAUCAACAUCGGAGGCCUUUUCCCCACCGGUUCCCACGAGUAUGAGGUGUUCCGUUUCGCCCUGGCCCAGCAUCAGGACGUCCCCAAACUGGUGCCGCAGGUGGACAUGGUGGACACUGGGAGCAGCUUCGCCAUGACCUACGCCUUUUGCUCUCAGUUCUCGAAGGGCGUGUACGCCAUCAUGGGUCUGUACGACCGGCGGACGGUCAACAUGCUGAUGUCCUUCUGCAGCUCGCUGCACGUGUGCUUCGUCACGCCGUCCUUCCCAGUUCACACCAACAACCAGUUCGUCCUUCAGCUGCGGCCCGAGCUGCAGGAGCCCCUCAUGGCCCUGCUGGACCACUUCUACUGGACCCGCUUCGUCUACAUGUACAGCUCCGACUCAGGUCUGACGGUGCUGCAGAGGAUCCUGGACACGGCGGCCGAGCGCAGCUGGCAGGUCACCUCCGUUAACCUGGACACGCUGACGGAGCCGGCCUUCAUCAAGCUGCUGGCCGACCUCGACUACAAGAAGGAGUUUCAGAUCAUCAUCGACUGCGAGCUGGAGCGCCUCAACUACAUCCUGAACCUGAUUGCUGCUCAGAAGAGAAACCUGAAGAACUACCACUACAUCCUGGUCAACCUGGGAUUCCUGGACCUGAACGUCACAGAGUUUCAAAAGCUGGCUCCGAACGUGACGGGUUUCCAACUGGUGAACCGCUCCGACCCGAUGGUGGAAAAAAUAAACCAGGACUGGGUGGACUUCGACAGCAAGGACCUCAGACUGGCCAGCAAGAGGCUCAAGUACACAGGAGCUCUGACCUACGACGGCGUCAACGUCAUGGCCAAGGCCUUCCAAAACCUGCGGCGACAACGCAUCGACAUAUCUCGCCGCGGCAAUGCUGGGGAGUGCCUGGCCAACCCGCCGGCUCCGUGGGGGCAGGGCAUCGACAUCCAGAGAGCCCUGCAGCAGGUCCGUCUGGAGGGUCUGACGGGUCACGUCCAGUUUGAUGAACGAGGUCAUCGCACCAACUACACCCUGAGUGUGAUGGAGCUCAGCCACCUCGGACCCAGGAAGAUUGGUUACUGGAAUCAGAGGAGAGGCUACGUGAACACGGCCAUCUACAGACCCCUGCAGGAGGAGUUCUUUGGUCUGCUCAACAGAACCUACAUCGUCACCACUAUCCUGGAAGCUCCGUACAUGAUGCUGAAGAAGAACCACGACCAGUUUGUGGGAAAUGAGAAGUACGAAGGUUACUGCGCCGAACUCGCCUCCGAGAUUGCCAAGCACGUCGGCUUCACCUACCGGCUUGAGCUGGUGGGCGACACCAAGUACGGUGCCCGAGACCCUGACACCAAGAUGUGGAAUGGGAUGGUGGGGGAACUGGUGUAUGGGAAGGCCAACAUGGCCAUUGCUCCACUGACCAUCACUUUGGUUCGAGAGCAGGUGAUUGACUUCACCAAACCCUUCAUGUCUCUGGGAAUCUCCAUCAUGAUCAAGAAGCCCACCAAGUCCAAACCAGGUGUCUUCUCCUUCCUGGACCCGCUGGCCUACGAGAUCUGGAUGUGCAUUGUCUUCGCCUACAUCGGAGUCAGCGUGGUGCUCUUCCUGGUGAGUCGCUUUAGUCCCUACGAGUGGCAGGGAGAGGCGUCUGAUGAUGAAGAUGAAACCAUCCCAUCCUCCUCCUCUCGACGAGCUCCGCCCACUUCAUCUCCUGAGGACCCUCACUCUCCAGGCUUCGCUCAGGUUCAGAACCAGAACCAGCAGAAAGAUAAGGAGGCUCCUGAACAUACCAACGAUUUUGGGAUCUUUAACUCUCUCUGGUUCUCCCUGGGGGCCUUCAUGCAGCAGGGCUGCGACAUCUCCCCGAGGUCUCUCUCUGGUCGAAUAGUCGGAGGAGUUUGGUGGUUUUUCACCCUCAUCAUCAUCUCGUCCUACACAGCCAACCUGGCAGCCUUCCUCACUGUGGAAAGGAUGGUUUCCCCCAUAGAGAGCGCAGAAGACCUGGCCAAGCAGACCGAGAUCGCCUACGGCACGCUGGACGGUGGCUCCACCAAAGAGUUCUUCAGGCGCUCGAAGAUCGCCGUGUUCGAGAAGAUGUGGUCGUACAUGCGCAGCGCCGAGCCGUCCGUGUUCGUGAAGAACACCAACGAGGGCGUGCUGCGCGUCAGGAAGUCCAAGGGGAAGUACGCCUACCUGCUGGAGUCCUCCAUGAACGAGUACAUCGAGCAGAGGAAGCCCUGCGACACCAUGAAGGUCGGGGGGAACCUGGACUCCAAAGGUUACGGCGUGGCCACGCCCAAAGGCUCCCCCCUCAGAAACCCUGUAAACUUGGCAGUGUUAAAACUGAACGAGCAGGGCCUGUUGGACAAAUUGAAAAACAGAUGGUGGUAUGACAAGGGAGAGUGCGGCAUCGGGGGAGGUGACUCCAAGGACAAAACGAGCGCGCUCAGUCUGAGCAACGUGGCCGGAGUCUUCUACAUCCUGAUCGGUGGGCUGGGGCUGGCCAUGCUGGUGGCUCUGGUCGAGUUCUGCUACAAGUCUCGGAUCGAGUCCCGGAGGAUGAAGGAGCUCAUCGACGCCGCCAUGAUGAGCAGCAGCCUCGGAGCAGCUGGACUCGGAGGCGAGAAUGGACGAGUGAUGGCACACGAUUUCCCAAAAUCAGGAGCUCAGGGUUUGCCCUGUAUGAGCAAGGCAGCAGGCCUGGGACUGUCCUCCACAGGCAUGUGAUCUGAACCGAGACCACUGAUUGGACAGAACGCCAUCUGUCAGUGAGGAAAGAAAGACUGAAGGGAAAUGAUGGAAGGAGGAGGGUGGACAAGAAAGAUUAAAGGAAAACGUCUGAUAUGAAUGAACAAGAUAUAAACUGAGAAAUGUGACGGAGAUGAACAGAGGCGGGAGUUUUAAACGACUCCUGUAAGAUGGGUCACUGGGCUCAAACCCACAUGGGAACUACUUUUCCUUACGAGCACUAUCUUAUGCUGAACUCCUGCAGUAACAGGACCUGACGGGCAGAUGUGAAGGGAUUUUUUUAAGCUUUCUAACGACUGAACUGAUGCACCGUCUCACUCCGGUUCAACACAGAGAGCUUUGCCACGCUCCACACCAAGCGCCACUUUUACA
Nematolebias whitei (Rio pearlfish) is the source of this 3236-nucleotide messenger RNA. RefSeq names its product glutamate receptor, ionotropic, AMPA 1b (gene gria1b). The coding region runs from base 36 to 2843 and encodes 935 amino acids. The transcript has 19 exons. Lineage: Eukaryota; Metazoa; Chordata; Actinopteri; Cyprinodontiformes; Rivulidae. Gene Ontology annotation, molecular function: transmitter-gated monoatomic ion channel activity involved in regulation of postsynaptic membrane potential; AMPA glutamate receptor activity. Gene Ontology annotation, cellular component: dendritic spine; postsynaptic membrane; AMPA glutamate receptor complex. Gene Ontology annotation, biological process: synaptic transmission, glutamatergic; modulation of chemical synaptic transmission. The record is from RefSeq and is a predicted model, not a curated record.